AUAGCUCUCUGGACCGUUUCAAUCUCUCUCUCUCUCUCUCUCUCUCUCUCACACACUGUACUCUUUCAGUGCAUUUGCAUUUUGCAGAUCUCUUGAACUCCUUUAGGAUCUGCAAAUGCGUACCGUAUCGGUCUCUCUUCUUGCUAUCUCUGCAUUUCUCUUUCUAAAGCUCAGUUGGAUUGUGGUUUUGUCUGGCAAGAGGGAAAUUCAAAUUGCUUAGUAGGGAGAUUUAUGAUGACUUUGAGGACAUACUCUGGAGAAAAUUGCUGUAGUGUGGGAAUUGGGGUAUGCUGCUUUAUUUUUCUAUCGAAAUUCAAUGGAAAGUGACAAGUCAAUUUCUGCUCCCUCAUCAGAUGGGCACAGUGAGGGUGUUCAGAGAAUCCGGCCUCUGCAUGGACGGACCAGUGGUCCAGCAAGGCGCUCUACAAAGGGGCAAUGGACAGCUGAAGAGGAUGAGAUUUUGCGCAAGGCUGUUCAGCGUUUCAAAGGAAAAAACUGGAAAAAAAUUGCUGAGUGUUUUAAGGACCGGACAGAUGUACAAUGCCUUCAUAGGUGGCAGAAGGUCUUAAAUCCAGAGCUUGUUAAAGGUCCAUGGUCAAAGGAGGAGGAUGAAAUAAUAAUUGAACUGGUGAACAAAUAUGGGCCAAAAAAGUGGUCCACAAUUGCACAGCAUUUACCUGGACGAAUUGGAAAGCAGUGCAGGGAAAGGUGGCAUAAUCAUCUUAAUCCUUCAAUAAACAAAGAAGCAUGGACCCAGCAGGAGGAGUUGUCCUUGAUUCGUGCUCAUCAGAUUUAUGGGAACAGAUGGGCAGAGCUUACAAAAUUCUUGCCUGGAAGGACAGACAAUGCUAUAAAAAAUCACUGGAAUAGUUCUGUGAAAAAGAAAUUGGACUCUUACUUGGCAUCAGGUCUAUUAGAACAGUUCCAAGGCCUCCCUCUUGUUCCACACCAAAAUCAACCUAUGCCUUCAUCUUCUUCAAGGGUGCAAAGCAGUGGAGAUGAUCCUGGCCCAAAAUGUGGAAUAGAAACAGAGGAAAUAUCAGAAUGCAGUCAAGAGUCAAUCAUUGCUGGCUGCUCUCAAACUGCCAGUGGCUUUGGUAAUGCAGUUUUACAUACAACAGAAGAAUUCCAGCUUGCUGAGGAGUCUGGUUUAGGAAAGGAGCGAAGCUCUAGUCCAGCAUCUUGUUCAGAACAAUACUUCACGUCAGUGGGAGAUGUCACUUUUUCUAUCCCUGAAAUACCUUGUGAAGUGGGUUGCUCUUCCAACUUUCUUCAGCAAAAUUUCUCACAGAACACUAUAACUUCUGCAAGCAGCGAGUAUCAAUUUAACUCACAGGAGUUGCCUAACAUAUCUUCUCUAGAACUAGGGCAGGAGUCAUCGGGGUUAUCAACUCAUUGUAUAGCUGCAAAUGAAAGCCAUGAACUGGUGAAUGUUCCAUUUCAAACUUCUAUGGGAAACAUGACUGCAGGUUCUGCUAAACCAGACCACAUCUUUAUAUCAGAUGAUGAAUGCUGCCGGUUCUUAUUUGCAGAUGCAAUGAAUGGUGGGGUUUUCUCCUCUGGAAAUUUUACAAAGGGCUCAAACUCAGUUGCAUGUAUAGAUUCCUUAAACUGUCAAUCCUCAAACUACCAGAUAUCUGAAACUGACAGAAGUGCACAACCAUUUAGUCCUUCAAAAUCUGUUGUAUUGGCCGCUACAUGCAGCCAACCAUUUCCAUCUGGCCCUUCACUACUUUCGGCUGAUGAUAGUAAUCUAAUAUGCAGAAGGGAACAAAAUCAAAUAAUUAAUCAUUCUUUUGCGGCAAAUGAACAAGAGUAUGUUAUAAGUGCACAUGAUGGCUUUAUAUACACUGAUGGCACUGAUAGAUCUCCCUGUGGUGAUGGUACAGAUAACACAGACAUGCAAGAGCAACAUUAUCUGCGGGAACCUUCAAAAUUAGCUCCACCGGACACUUUCACUUCUGGUUCCGAUACCAUACAGUCGUGUCCUGUGGAUGAAAUGCCAAAUGUGCACACAGAACAGCAGGAUGCGGGAGCUCUAUGCUAUGAACCUCCACGUUUCCCAAGCUUGGAUAUUCCUUUUCUGAGCUGUGAUCUUAUUCAAUCUGGUAGUGAUAUGCAGCAAGAGUAUAGCCCUCUUGGUAUCCGUCAAUUAAUGAUGUCAUCAAUGAACUGCAUCACUCCAUUUAGGUUAUGGGAGUCACCAUCUCGAGAUGAUAGUCCUGAUGCUGUCCUGAAGAGUGCUGCUAGGACUUUCACUGGUACACCAUCCAUUUUGAAGAAACGAAAUCGUGAUUUGUUGUCACCUUUGUCUGAUAGAAGAGUAGACAAAAAACUUGAGAUUGACUUGACAUCUAGUUUGACCAAGGAGUUUUCAAGGUUGGAAGUUUUAUUUGAUGAGAGUGAAACUCACAGAGCAUCUCUCCAGUCACCGUCUAAUCAGAAAAGGAACCACGAAUCCAUCUAUGAAGAUAAAGAAAAUUUGGAUCCUGCUCUUGAAGGUAGACAAGAAAAGGGGAGAGAUUGCUCUGCAUUUGUUGACAAUAAAAUUUCUGAGAAAGAUUGUAAUAGCAGUGAUUCCCAGGACAACAAGAAGGAAAGGACUGUUGAUGGUGUUGCUAACACUAAGGUUCAUAAUGAUGCUAAUGCCCAACAUGCAGAACAGCUUUCUGGAGCGCUUGGUGAAGACAGCAUGUAUGAUCUUCUAUUUUCUCCCGAUCAAGUUGGUUUUAAAGGAGACAAAGCAUUUGCUCCAAGUUCUCGAACUCCAAAGAAUUUAUACCAUAGAAUAUUGGGAACUUUAUCAGAACAAUGUAUUGCUUCUGAAUCUUCAUCUGGAAAUUCAUGCAUAGUUGUUCGAUCCCCUACCAUUUACAAGAAGAAUCAUGAAAAUCAUUUACUUGCAUCUACAUCAGCACCUUUAGAGAAUACAAUUGAUAAUACUGGGAAUGAUGCUGGUACUGAAAAUCUUAGCAUAUUUGGUGAAACUCCUUUCAAAAGGAGUAUUGAAUCUCCUUCAGCAUGGAAGUCUCCUUGGUUCAUUAAUUCUUUUCUGCCUGGCCCAAGAGUUGACACAGACAUAUCUAUUGAGGAUAUUGGGAUUUUUUUGAGCCCUGGUGAGAGAAGCUAUGAUGCCAUUGCGUUGAUGAAGCAGUUAAGCGAGCACACCGCCUCUGCAUAUGCUGACGCUUUGGAAGUUUUGGGAAAUGAAACUCCUGAAACAAUAUUAGAAAAAAGGCGCUCCAAUAUGGACCAGGAGAACAAUUGUGCACCAAAUAUUCAGCCUGAGAAUGUUUCCCAUUUAGCUUCAAAUGUUUCGACGUCAACUGAAUGCCGAACCCUUGACUUCAGUGAAUGCGAGACGCCCGGGAAGCGAACGGAAAGCGAGAGAUCUUCAACUGCCAUGACCUUCUCAAGUCCCUCUUCCUAUCUGUUGAAAGGUUGCAGAUAGCAAUUUCUCACAGCAGAUGUGUUCGGCUGUCAUAAUCUGUAUCUUAUAUUACACAUAUGUAUAAUUGUUGCCUUACAUUUUUUUUUUUUUUUUUUUACUUUUUCUAUUUCUUCCUAUUGUUAAUUCUGUAUGGAACACAAAUUAAUUAAUUGAUACAAGACCAUCCUGAGCGUA
This is a messenger RNA of Hevea brasiliensis (rubber tree), 3625 nucleotides long. Its product is annotated as transcription factor MYB3R-1. The transcript has 12 exons. Lineage: Eukaryota; Viridiplantae; Streptophyta; Magnoliopsida; Malpighiales; Euphorbiaceae. The record is from RefSeq and is a predicted model, not a curated record. Gene Ontology annotation, cellular component: nucleus. Gene Ontology annotation, biological process: regulation of DNA-templated transcription. Bases 317 to 3451 code for a protein of 1044 amino acids. Gene Ontology annotation, molecular function: DNA-binding transcription factor activity, RNA polymerase II-specific; RNA polymerase II cis-regulatory region sequence-specific DNA binding.